GGGAAUUGUGGGAGAUUUUCGUGAAAGUGGUUUUUCACAUCUUUUGUGCAAUUUUUUUAGUAAUUUUUUUUUAUGAGUUAAAGAGCCGAAACGAGCCCAAUUUUUGUAGAAUUUUGGGCUAAAUAGUAUUUUCUGUUGUGUCGUCAAUUUUCCAAUCGAAUAGAAAGAAGGAAAUGCCCGAUAUGACCGCUCUCCAUCUUCAAGAUGAGCCAAUGAUGAGCGUUGGUGGUAACAGGAUGAAUGUUAUUCCUUCACCGACAUGGGAUUAUGUUUGCCUAAUUUGCCACACCAACAUCCAAGAAAUUAUUCCAGGAGUCUUCUUAGGCCCCCAUCCGGCAACUCAUCUCCACUACUUAUCUCACUUGAAAGAAAAAGGAAUCAGAUACAUCAUCUGUGUAUGUCCAGAACACGAAUCACCAAACCCACCAGAAAACGAUGGCAGUAUUACAUAUUUGAAUCUAGACAUUGCUGACCAAGAGACUGAAAAUAUUUUAAGAUUUUUUCCACUAGUUAAUAAUUUUAUCGACGAGGCUUUAGCCAAAAAAUCAAAAGUACUUGUACACGGCUUCAGCGGCAACUCCAGAAGCGCUACUUUAGUUCUCGCCUACAUAAUGGAGAAAUACAACAUGGCCAUGAGAGACGCUUUGCAAUUUGUGAAAACUAAACGCAACACAGUUGAACCAAAUGAAGGGUUCAAGGCGCAAUUGUUGGAGUACGAGCCUAUUUACAAAGCCAGGCAAAAUUUGGCUCACGGGGGUUCCAGCAGUUGCAAAAAUAGGCCUAAAAGGAAAAUGGAACAAUUGUCUGAAGACGUUUGUGAUUAUGAUUUGGUGCAAAGACCCCCGACACCUACACCAGGGGCUGAAGGCAAAAGCACCAAUUCCACUCCAAUGGAGUUUUCUGAUCACUUGUACAGGCUACUAAUGAAUAGGUAGUAAUUAUGUAUUAUGUAUUUUGUUCCAAGAGAAUAUUCUUCUGUUUUUGUUGUUUUGUUAUUAUUAUUUUGAUGAUCUCUUUUAUUAUUAGUUUUUAACAUGAAAUGUUUAGCUUUUGUUUAAAUGUACCUAUAGAGUAAUAAUUGUCCAAACGGACCUUAAGUUAAGAAAAUGUAUUUUUAUAUUUCAAUAAAUAUUUUAGAAGGUUUCUUCUUUUCAAACUGUGUCUGUUUUGUGCAUUAGGGGCCUUACUUCAAAAGAUAAAAAGACAAAAUAAUUUGUGGUGAAUGUGAAAGUUGUUUUUUGGGGAGUCCUAUGAAAAAGAUGUAGCUUUACCAAUAAACUUCAAAAGCAUAAUGUCAUCUCCUGGAUGAUAUAACUAUACAAGGAUUAUAAAUAAAACAAUAUUUUAUUUGUUUGGACUAUAAUUAACGUAAGUUGUUUUAAGUCGAAAAAGAUUUUUUAAAUGAAAAACAUUCCAUUCUUAUCCAAUUUUUGCUGGAAUCAUAGCGCAAAUAAUGUCUUUGCCUUCACCGUCUUUCAGUUUCCAUUGGAUAUCAACGGUUACUCUCGGAUAGGAAGGCAAAAUGGGUAUUUGAGCUUUGUAUUUGUAAGUUGAACUGGCUUUGAUAGGACAGGUGAUGCCCGAAUCGGUGCAUCCGUCCGGAUUCGGUAGGUUGAACGGCGCUGGCACUCCUAAGAUGUAACCCUUCACUUCUGCUGUGAUUUUGUCUGCAUCGAUAU
This is a messenger RNA of Ceutorhynchus assimilis (cabbage seed weevil), 1679 nucleotides long. The record is from the annotation of a GenBank genome assembly. Lineage: Eukaryota; Metazoa; Arthropoda; Insecta; Coleoptera; Curculionidae.